AUGGCUGCCGCCUCCCCUCCGAGAGAGCUGGAGGGUGAGGUUCUCUUGAGAGACCCUGUAGCCACGGACUGUGGUCAUGUCCUCUGCUUUCACUGCAUCAUCCGGGUAUGCGAAUCUCCCAGGCAGCCAUGGCAUUGUUCUCUCUGCAAGGCCGUCUUUAAGAGAAAGAAUAUUCGCCACGUGCGGCAGAUGGCCCGCCUAGUGGAAAACAUCUGGAGGAUGAAGAUAGAUGGCGAGAGACCACCCGGAGAGGACAGACCACUUGAGCAAAAUGCAGAGAUGCUAUGUGGGCUACAUUUGGAGAAGCUCCAUUAUUACUGCAAGGGUGACCAGCAAAUACUGUGUGUGAUGGGCCAGGAGGCCCGGGAGCACAGGCCUCAUACUGCUGUUCUCUUGAAGAAGCCUGUGCAGCCUUACUGGGGUAAAAUUAUAAAGCAUCUGAAGAUUCUGAAGGGAGACAGGGAUAGGAUUGAGGAAUUUCAGUCUACAGGAGAAGAUGAGUUUGAGGCCCUGCUGGUGAGCAAAGUCUCUCCACAGCAGGACACUGUGUCAGUGUUUGAACGGGGGCAGCAGUUCUUGAGACAGAGAGAGAGAGAGCAGGGCCUGCUGGAGCCGCUGGAGGGGAUUGAGCAAGAGCGGGCCGAAGGCAGGAGCGGCCAGGUCAGCAAGGGCUCUGUGCAAGUGCUCCGACUUGGAGCCCCGAUUUCUGAGUCGGAAGAAAAGCCUCAGCAGCGGGCAGCUGAGCUUCUGCAGGACCCCAGUGACACAGUGGGCGGGUGCCCCCGGAAGAAGUUCUGGCCUAUCAGUGCUGAGAUCAAAAAGCAGGCAGAAGAGUUUGCAGACAAACUUUGUUCUUUAGAGAAAGGAAUCAGAGAAUUCAAUGGAAAAUUGCAAAGGGAUCUGGAGUAUAAAACCAUGGGGAUCAUCCUGAAUUCGCAGACAGCUGGUGGUUUCCUCUCAGUGUCUCCGAAUGGGAAGAGCAUGAUACGCACUGGUUUGUGGAUGAACAAAUACCAGCAUGGUCCGAGAUUUGACCCUGAGCCUGGGGUGCUGGGCAGUAAGGCCUUCACAUGAGGCAAAGUGUACCGGGAAGUGAAAGUGGAGGAUAUGGUGGGAUGCAGAGGAGAAGAAGCAACGAAGUACUGGGGUGCAGCCAGGGGCAUGUUUGGCACUAGCAGUCUUGGUGGAUUAACGGGCGCUACCGAUGGUUACAGUUCCACUGGAUAUAGAAACGAGAGUGAAGAGUUGGAGGAGGAGUGGCCACAAUAAAAUGAAAUAUGGCCAACAUUCUGCCUGGUGGGAGUGGCAAGAGAGUCAGUAGUGAGAAGAGGAUUUCUCAACAUCAGCCCCGAGGAAGGAUUCUGGACCCUGCAGCUGUCUUCAGCUGGCAUGUAUACAGGCACUAGCCCUGAGCCCUUCCAGAUUCUGUCCUACUGUCCAAGGCAGAUUGGAGUUGCUCCGGAUUAUGUUGGUGGGAAGGUAACCUUUUCCAAUGCUAGGACUCGGGAGUUUAUCUAUGAAUUCUCCUCUUCCUUCUAUGGGAGAAUUUUCCCUUUCCUAUGGCUUAAGUGCAUGAGAUCUAGACUUACGGUGAGGCCCUGA
Messenger RNA from Enhydra lutris kenyoni (northern sea otter), 1602 nucleotides. Its product is annotated as tripartite motif-containing protein 26-like. Gene Ontology annotation, molecular function: zinc ion binding; protein binding. The record is from RefSeq and is a predicted model, not a curated record. Lineage: Eukaryota; Metazoa; Chordata; Mammalia; Carnivora; Mustelidae.